GUUGGCUCCAGCACCGGCCAUGCCCAGAGCCAUGUGACUCUUUCCCUUUGCCUUUCGCUUGUUUCCGUCAAUGUUCAAUCGCUGUGUGAGGAUGAGACGAGGGCCAAGGCUACUGCCACCAUAGUAUCCGGCAGCCACAUUCGUUUUCUCUCCUCGCGGGAUAGUACUCCCGUAAAAUUUGAAGUUGGCGACUUCAGGGUCCUCCAUUGGAGCCCGCGCAUCCUCAUUGUUCGUUUUGCACGUGGCACCCUGCGACUUCUUUUCGUUACUUGCCAUGUUGAGCUGCUUGAACGCUUGACCUUUACGCCGCCACGGCGCACUUUUGAUGUUUCUUGGUCCGUUGGGGUUCAUGAACACUACCACAUCGUUGCCAAGCAUGUGCUCAGUUCCCUCGCCAAGAAAUUGCCAGUCCAGCGUUCACACAGGCGCAUCUUGCCAGUGGUGACCUCAAUUCCUGGGAUCUUCGGCGAUGGUUCGCUCGCUUCCACUCCUGCUGAGGCUGAAGCCAGAUGGCUCAGGUGUCUUGCCAGGCACGUUGGGCAGGAUCUCGACAUGCUCGACGUUUGCCGACGUGACCUCCCCACCAGAUGUGAGCUCGAGAGGGCCCUGCGGGCGUCGAAGCCUGGCCGAGCUGCCGGCAACGACGGGAUGCCUCCAGAUGUCCUGCACUUUUGCGCCAGUCAGCUCUCUGAUGCGAUCUACCCGAUCCUUCUCAAAAUCGCGUUUCGCCUACAAGAGCCGAUUCAAUUCAAGGGAGGCACUGUGCGCCAGAUUUACAAGCAGAAAGGCGAUCUUGCCGAGUGCGCCAGAUACAGGGGCAUUCUCAUUUCGAGUACUAUCGGCAAGAGCAUUCACGCUGCUUUUCGCCGUAAGUGGCUUGACUCCGCGGCUUCCCCCCUUCAGGUUGGUGGCCGACGGGGCUUCCCGGUUCAGCUUGCUGCACAGGCAGCACGGGAUUUUCAGGCUGGCCAUCUUAAGCGCGGCAGGAGCACCGCCUUGGUGUUCCUGGACUUGCGUGAGGCUUUCCACCGAGUCGCUCGUCCUCUGGUCCACGGUGGUGAUCUUAGCGAUGAGCACCUUGCCAGUGUCAUCAGUUCCUUUGGUCUACCUCAUGACCACCUUCAUCGGCUGCGUGAUUAUGUCCAGGCUGAGUCUUUGCUUGUUUCAGCUGGCGCCUCUGAUUGGGCCGCAGCCGUCGUUAAGGAAUUUCAGACUGACUCGUGGCUAACGAUCGGUGAGGGCUUGGCCGUUGUCGAAUCCGGGACACGGCCCGGCGACGCGCUCGCCGAUGUAGUAUUUGCCUUCCUUUUCUCCUCAGUCCUUCAAAAGGUUAGGCAGGCUAUUUUCGCCGCAGGAUAUGAGGUUGUUCUCCCCUGGGCUGCCUCUUGGUUCCGUCAGCUCUCGAAGCUUGGCUGCUCUGACGGCACUCUUGCGCCCAUCGACGUAGCAUGGAUGGACGACCUAGUCAUCCUUCUCUCUUCGUCCACCCCUGAGGGCGCACUUGCUGCCACCAAGGGUGCUGCAACAGCUCUCAUAGAUGAGGAGAAGGCUUUGCUCUUUCAGUCACUAGUGCUUUCGCGGUUGCUUUAUGGUGCUGGCACCUGGUCCUACCAGGACGACACUAUUGAGCAGCGCAUUCAGGGGGUCUUGCUUGCCAUGGCACGACAAAUGUUGUUCUUGCUGUUGCCAGAGUUCCUUCUGCAAAUUCUUCUGCACGUCGAGCGCUUGCGACAUCUGGCUGUUGUGCGACUUUCGGAGUGGUCUUCUGCGCGUGAUGUUAUCGUCACGUCGCCUGCGCUCUGGCGAAGGUGCAUCACUACCAUGGGCUGCUCUUACGUUACUUUCUCUCACAUGGGGCACAGGUUGAGGCACCAAUACCUGGACGAGGUUCCUGUGGAUUUCACCCCUGAAGUUGACAGGGCCGAUGACAGUGUUUUGUGCUCCCUAGAGGACCUCUUCUGUUGCGAGGAUCAGGGUUAUUCUUACGAUGCCCUGUUACAGGCUGUCAGAGCCGUCUUUGCUGGAGUGUGCCUGCAGGUCUCCCGACUCAAAGCCACCGCUCGUGAGUGGCGUUGCCGACUCACUUCUGAGCUUCAGGACAAUGAGGAUGUCUCGAUCAAUUGGUCCACCUGGCACCGUCGGAUUGCCGAUUGGAUCUGUGACGUUGACUUUGUCGAAUGGCUUGUCUUCGCCUUCGGGUCAUUUCUGGUACUCGUCGGCUCCUUGGUAAACGACUUGCCCAGUCUGUUGUAUGGCUUUGCCACGAGCAGUGUUCCCGGCUGCCCUUGCUUCUCAACUUCGGUGACUGGAUCCGUUUUCGUUCUGAUUGGGUCUGUGGGUUUUGCCUUGCUGGGCUGCUUUCGACCAUUGCUCUUCCGUCCCCCGUUCGUCACUUCAAGUCACUUGAACGGAGUCUCCAUUGCCUUCGCCUUUUCGCUGACCUUGUGCGUGGAGUCCUCCAUCUCUGGCUAA
Symbiodinium sp. CCMP2456 is the source of this 2472-nucleotide messenger RNA. Lineage: Eukaryota; Dinophyceae; Suessiales; Symbiodiniaceae. The record is from the annotation of a GenBank genome assembly.